AUGGGAAUGGAAUCAGAAAGAUUUUUGAUCGGCUGCGGAGAAGAGAACACCGAAUUCAUAUCAUAUGACGUACUUUUAGACAAGAAGGAGUUUGAAAGUGGAGAUGAAGCUGUAGAUGACAUAUUCUCUGAAAAUGUCAUGUUUGUUAUUGAUUUUUGUUGGUCUACAUUGAUCAUAUCUAUCGUGGACUCCGAUUCAUUCAUGUAUUUUGCCGUUGAAUUGUCUGGAAUGGUACUGAUUAAAUUUAAAAAUGCUGCAUACGAAUAUACUGAGGAGAGCAGCGAAGCCAAAACAGCUUCCAAUAAAUGUGAAUCAUGUGCUGGCACAGUAUAUGCGUUUUUAGCCCCUUGCAAAGAAUUUCUUGUAAAAUCCGUCAAUGAUAUAUCUAUAUAUGAGGAACUUGUAGAUGAAAUUGAUUGUGGUUCUGAUAAGAAAGGAACAGUUGAUGAUGAUGUUUCUGAAAAUGGUUCUAUAAUUAGCUUGUUGUCGAGUAAUAAUGAUGAAGAUAAUGUAGCAGAAGGAGCUAUUGUUGAUAAAAAUGAAGAAUUCAAAGGCAGUAAUGUCGUUGCUGAGAGUGAUGUUGGUUUCUCUAUUAGCGUAGUCGUUGUCGCUAGAAGUGUAUCUGGUAAGACUGUUUUUGAUGGCUCCAACUCUGGAGCAAUUGUUGAUGAAUGUGUAGGUGAUGGCAGUGCUAUUGGUUGCAUUAUUAGUGGUUUUGUAGAUGGAAUAGUUGCUGUAGGUGGAAGACUUGUUGAUUCCAAUGAAGGCGCAGUCGUUGUUGCUGUAAGUGUCCUUGCUGUAAUCGUCGUUGGUUUCACUGUUGUCCAUAAAUAUGAUAGUGAUGACUGCAUUGCUGGUUGUAUCGCCAAUGGAAUAGCAGAUGGUGGCAGUUCUACUCUCAGUUGUGGAUAUGUUGUUGUUCCCGACGCUGGUAUCAUUGCUGUCGAUAGAUGUGUCAAAAACAUUGAUGCUAACGAUGGGAAUAUUGCUGGAUUUAAAGUUGAUGUAAUUGUCGAAGUGAAAGGUGCUUUUGGCGUAACUGUCGAAGUGAAAGAUGCUUUUGGCGUAACUGUCGAAAUGAGAGAUGCUUUUGGCGUAACUGUCGAAGUGAAAGCUGCUUUUGGUGUAACUGUCGAAGUGAAAAGUGCUUUGGAUGUAACUAUCGAAGUGAGAGGUGCUUUGGAUCUAACUAUCGAAGUGAGAGAUGCUUUUGGCAUAACGGUCGAAGUGAAAGGUGCUUUGGAUGUAACUUUGGAUGUAACUAUCGAAGUGGGAGAUGCUUUUGGCGUAACUGUCGAAGUGAAAGGUGCUUUUGGUGUAACUGUCGAAGUGAAAGGUGCUUUUGGUGUAACUGUCGAUGAAAUUGUUGAAGAAAGAAAAUUUGGUUUUGUUGAUGAUGCUGCAGAGCUUGUUAGUGAUGACUCUGAAGAAAAAGUAAGCUGUGACGUGUUAUUUGCAGGUGAAUCUGGUUGCAAGGUUGCUCUAAGCUCAUAUGCUGAAGUUUGGGUAGAAGUGAAUAUCAUUGUACGGUCGCUAGAAGUGUAA
This is a messenger RNA of Thelazia callipaeda (thelaziosis nematode), 1545 nucleotides long. The record is from the annotation of a GenBank genome assembly. NCBI's taxonomy places the organism in Eukaryota, Metazoa, Nematoda, Chromadorea, Rhabditida, Thelaziidae.